AUGCCGCCGAAAUCCGCAAGCAAGAAAGAAAGGCCGCAAUGGUGGAACUGCGAAAAGUGCCAAACAUAUUUACAAACCAACGAGUUGGCCAAACAUCAAACGGAAAACUGCGCAAAUGUGAACCGGUUGGGUGGAUAUGUUGAUGCGACCGGAACGUACCACUGUCGGAGGAUUGAGAUAAGCGAUUUUGGCGCGUACGAAGAAGUAAAACUAUGCUCGGAAAACGAAAGAUACGGCCUAGUACUAGUACCCGAUAGUGUGGUAAGAAAGAUGGGUUUAAUGAUGGGAGACUAUGUAACGAUAACGUUAGCUAAAAGUGUGAACAGGACCCCGGUGGGAACUAUCGUUCGAACGUUAUGGCCGUGUGAGGAUCGACAUGGAGCGAAGGUGUGUCUUGAAGGAUUGGAUGAAUUCGAAGGUGUAUUGGCAAGCGAACUAGUGGCUAGUGUAGCCCCUGUCAGCACCCGGCUUGAGGAUGCAGAAGAAAUAUUUCUACGACUGGAAGAUCCUUCGCAAGCUAAACUUCUAGAGAAGAAUGGGAAGUUUCUGCUUACCACCCUGAAACACAAACUGCUAGGAUGUGUUAUUUUGAGCAAUAAUCCCCUGACGCUAACCGUUUGCAACAAACGAUUUCGAUUCCGUAUCGAUCACGCUGUUACGCAUGGAACCGAUUUAGUUGAUCAGCUCAACAAAAUGAGUUUGAGUGAUCGUAUGUUUAUCAUUAUACACACCACAAAAUUCACGCUACUGGAUGACUCUAAAGCAGCACAGCAUGGCCAUCAGCAACGAAUGUACAACCUGCUCAACAUUGGCGGUCUAGACACGACCAUAACCGAACUGAAAGAUCUUCUGAACGUAGCGUAUGGAAUCGGCAGUACACAACCGUGCAGCAGUGCUGGAAGUAAUGGCCCCGUUAGUCGCGGAAUAUUGCUUUCCGGUGUUUCGGGUGUGGGAAAAACGAUGCUAGUGAAUGCACUGGCCACACACUACCAAUGUCACGUGGUAAGGCUAAACUGCUCGGAAGUAUUUAGCAAAUUUUACGGAGAAUCGGAAGCAAACGUGUCACGCCAGUUUGCGGAAGUGUUUGAAGUUCACCCGAAACCGGCAUUGGUUAUUGUGGAAGAACUGCACAAUCUCUGCCCCAAGAGCACGAGCACCGAUAUUGUGAAGCGUAUUUCACAGCACUUUCUCAGUCUGCUCGACAGUUUGCACGGUGAUGUGCGUGGCAACCGUACAGUCGUGAUAGGGACAACGGAUGAUGUGGACAAUGUCAAUCCACUGUUGCGUCGUGGUGGACGGAUGGAUUAUGAGUUCGAGCUACCAGUACCGGAUGCGAUCGCACGGGAAGCUAUUCUUCAGCGAAUACUUAACCGGUACGAACAGACAUUACCCGACGAGGAUGUACGUGCAGUGGCACGUAUUACGCACGGUUACGUUGGAGCCGAUCUGGAAAAUUUAGUUGCGAAAUCGGCAUCCUCCUCCAAGCCGAUCGAUGGUGGUUCGCUGAUGGCCGCCCUGCAGCACGUUAAGGCAAGUGCCAUGCGUGAAAUCAUGAUCGAAUGUCCAAAUGUUCGAUGGGCCGACAUUGGUGGACAGGACGAGCUGAUGCUGACACUGCGCCAAAUCAUCGACUGGCCCAUACACCAUCCGGAAGUGUUCGAACGGCUCGGCAUAAAGCCACCGCGCGGUUUGCUCAUGUUCGGUCCGCCCGGAUGCUCCAAAACGAUGAUCGCGAAAGCGAUCGCCACCGAGAGCCGGUUAAACUUCCUCUCGAUCAAGGGUUCGGAACUGUUUUCCAUGUGGGUCGGAGAAUCGGAACGUGCAGUACGGGAUUUAUUCCGGCGCGCGAGACAAGUGGCACCGUCGAUCAUAUUUUUUGACGAAAUCGAUGCGAUCGGAGGUGAACGGUCGGCGGAAUCGGGCAGUUCGGUGAAGGAACGCGUGCUGGCCCAGCUGCUUACCGAAAUGGACGGCGUGAGUGUGCUGAAAGAUGUACGGAUCGUGGCCGCCACCAAUCGACCGGAUCUAAUCGAUCGUGCACUUAUGCGCCCGGGUCGUUUGGAUCGGAUCGUGUACGUUCGGCUACCGGACGAUGCUGCCAGGGAGGAAAUAUUCCGCAUCAAGCUUAAAAGCAUACCAACCGCAGCGAACGUGGACAUUGCGCAGUUGGUACGACGAACGGCCGGUUGUUCCGGUUCGGAAAUCGAAGCCAUAUGUCAGGAGGCGGCACUGAAGGGGUUGGAAAGUUCGUUCGAUGUGCAACAAAUCGAGUGGAUACACUUUGAGCACGCGCUCGAAUUGGUGCGGCCACGCACAAGCCCGGACCUGUUGCGCCUGUACGAUGAAUAUUUGAAGCAACAUCAAUAA
Molecule: messenger RNA, 2367 nt
Organism: Anopheles marshallii
Lineage: Eukaryota; Metazoa; Arthropoda; Insecta; Diptera; Culicidae
Product: ribosome biogenesis protein SPATA5
Exons: 2
Coding region: 1-2367 (788 amino acids)
Cellular component (GO): cytoplasm
Molecular function (GO): ATP binding; ATP hydrolysis activity
Source: RefSeq, a predicted model, not a curated record